UGCGCAUGCGUAACAGAACAUGUGGGCAUUGCGGGAAACAAAACAGAAAAACAACAUCUAAUUUUUAAUGUAAUUAAAGCAGUAUACCCUUUCUAACACCAGCUUCAACACAGAAAAUUACAUUUGCCCUAUACAAAUUAUCCGGAACACAGUUUAUCCAUUCUGUGACUGCCAUGUCUUGACGGUAAAUGCCAGCAUCCCACUGGCUCCUACAUUGAGUUUUUUUGUUGCAAAGCCUAUCACAGUGAAGAUACAGCAAUAAAAAAACCAUGGCUUCAGAAGGAUCAGCUAAAAACGAGCCAGCUGACGUUAAACCUCCAUUGACGAGUCAGUCAGAAAUGAGCAGUAUUUCUACCAGCCUUCCUGCCAGCACCGCGUCCUCCACCACUCCUAAGUCAACUUCUCAAUCAUUGAAGCCCAAUUACUCCUUGAAAUUUACACUUGCUGGACAUACCAAAGCGGUCUCAUCAGUGAAGUUCAGCCCCAGCGGAGAAUGGCUUGCGAGUUCCUCUGCGGACAAACUCAUAAAGAUCUGGGGAGCGUAUGAUGGGAAGUUUGAGAAAACUAUCAGCGGACAUAAACUGGGAAUCUCAGACGUGUCCUGGUCAACGGACAGUAAACUGUUGUGCAGUGCAUCGGACGAUAAAACACUGAAAAUCUGGGACUUCGCAUCCGGUAAAUGUAUGAAGACACUGAAGGGCCACAGUAACUAUGUAUUUUGCUCUAACUUCAACCCCCAGUCCAACCUGAUUGUUUCAGGAUCGUUUGAUGAGAGUGUUCGUAUCUGGGACGUGAAGACGGGCAAGUGUUUAAAGACUCUCCCAGCCCACUCUGACCCUGUCACAGCCGUACAUUUCAACAGAGAUGGCUCUCUUAUAGUCUCCAGUAGUUAUGAUGGGCUCUGUCGCAUAUGGGACACGGCGUCAGGCCAGUGUUUAAAGACGCUAAUAGAUGACGACAACCCACCAGUCUCCUUUGUAAAAUUCUCACCAAACGGCAAAUAUAUCCUCGCUGCCACACUUGAUAACACACUCAAGUUAUGGGAUUACAGCAAAGGAAAG
Molecule: messenger RNA, 1061 nt
Organism: Mya arenaria
Lineage: Eukaryota; Metazoa; Mollusca; Bivalvia; Myida; Myidae
Product: WD repeat-containing protein 5
Cellular component (GO): Set1C/COMPASS complex
Molecular function (GO): histone binding
Source: RefSeq, a predicted model, not a curated record